Molecule: messenger RNA, 1044 nt
Organism: Plasmodium berghei ANKA
Lineage: Eukaryota; Apicomplexa; Aconoidasida; Haemosporida; Plasmodiidae
Product: arginyl-tRNA--protein transferase, putative
Exons: 1
Coding region: 1-1044 (347 amino acids)
Biological process (GO): protein catabolic process
Cellular component (GO): cytoplasm
Molecular function (GO): leucyl-tRNA--protein transferase activity
Source: RefSeq, a predicted model, not a curated record
AUGAUAAGUGAUGAACUAGAAAGUGAUGAAAUGAAAGGGAGUGGGGAAAUAGAAAAUAAGGAAAAAGAAAAUAAGGAAAUAGAAAGUGGCGCAAAUAAACCAGAGGGCGAAGAUACAAAUUUAGAAGACAAUGUUAACAUAAAUAAAAUAGUUGCAAUUAUGUCAAUUAAAGAACCUGAUACAUUAACAAAAAUAUUUAAUCUUAUGAAAACAAACAAUUGUUUAAAUUAUUAUCCAUUACUUACACCAUAUCAUAAUAUCGAAAAACUAGUAAAUAUAUUAUUAGAAGAAAAUUAUGAAUAUGAAAACACAUGGUGUGUCCAUUAUAAUGCUAGUUUUAUUUGUAAAUUAUUUUAUGAAGGUUUUAUACCAGUUGCUAGUAAACAAAAAGUUCAAGUUAUAGAAAACUUUAAACCGAAAAUAUAUAAAGAAUAUUUAUUAAUACCAAAAAUUCAUUUUAUUCGAUCUUGUAUGCAUCCAAGUGAAAUCCAUAUAUCAAAAAAAGUUAAAAAAAAAUGUAAACAAUUUUAUAUUACUAUAAAUAAAGAUUUUGAUGGAGUUGUUAAAGGUAUUGUAGAAAAACAUGGACAAAAUUGGUUAUAUCCAUUUAUACAAAAUGAAUUUAAAAAAAUAUUUGAAAAAAAAGUUAAAUAUAAAAAUGUCCAAAUGCAUUCUGUUGAAUUAUGGCAUGAAGAUAAAUUAGUUGCUGGUGAAUUAGGAAAUACAGUUGGAUCUAUUUAUACAAGUUUAACUGGGUUUCAAAGACAAAGUUCAGCAGGGACUAUACAAUUAUGUGCUUUAGCAAAGUUAUUAGAAUUUCAAAAAUUUCAAUUAUGGGAUUUAGGAAUGUUAUUACCUUAUAAAAAGGAAAUUGGAUCUAAAGAAAUAUCCAUGAAAGAAUUUUUUGAUAGACAUAGAAAAUUUAAGUAUAUAGAUGCAGAAUUUAAAAUUCCAUUUAUGGAUAAACUUAAUUGUGCAGUAUUAAUACGAGGUGUUGAUCCAUCCGAUUCUACCAUACAAUUAAAUCAAUCCAAUCCCACAUAA